Phlebotomus papatasi is the source of this 7692-nucleotide messenger RNA. RefSeq lists its product as uncharacterized. NCBI's taxonomy places the organism in Eukaryota, Metazoa, Arthropoda, Insecta, Diptera, Psychodidae. The record is from RefSeq and is a predicted model, not a curated record. The transcript has 14 exons. The coding region runs from base 652 to 2970 and encodes 772 amino acids.
UCGUAGGGGUGGUCAGUCUGUGUAAGUCUGUCGAGGUGAAUAGAAGUGUCCUACUAUUUGUGGGAGACAUCUGUAGCCAAGAGAGAGAGAAAGAGAUAGAAAAAGGGAGAAAUCCUUAAGGGGAAGAUUUUCUGUUUUAUAUUCCGAAUUUUUGGAGAAUCUGCCGAAUUAAAUAUUCGAUCUAAAUCGCUCAUUUGCUGGAUAAAGUUCCACUGAGCGCGGUAUUUUCGGUAAAUUGCUGAGUGAAUUGUGCUGAGUGGUUUCUUGUUUUGGAAUAAAUAUUCCGCGGCAAAGUGACAGCUUGAGAGAAUAAAAUUUCCGAACCGUGUGCGUGAGAAUAGGAGAGAAUUAUUGGGCUAUUUGCCAGUUAAAGUGAGAUAGUCAGCUAAUUGAUAAAGAUACGUGAGAGCGAGAUAGAGAUUUUAUUGAUUAUAGUGACGAAAUAUUCCCAAGAAGAGUCUGCAGUGAGUGACAGAGAGAAAUGAUAGUGGGAAUUGUAAAGUAAAUGGGUAGUAUUUUGCUGUAAUAAAAAAAAACUGCAUUGAUCGGUCAUUUAUUAAUUUUUUAUCGAUAGUGUGUGCGGUGUUUAUUUUAGUUUUUCAUUUAAAAAAUUUCUGUUUCCCUUUGAAAAAUAAACCUCUUCAUGGGAUAAUGGCGGCUAAGUGUUGCGGAAAUUUCAAGAGCCGUCAUCGUAAAGGUGUAGGAAGCACUGGAGUGGCCUCCAGAAGUGUCACAAUCCACCGUUCAAGAGGUAGCCAUUGUCACAUGGUGGAUGAACUGCACAUGAGGCCAUCGAGGCGAAAUAACUCAAAGCCACCCCUUGCGGUGGCCCAUACUUCGAUGCUUGGACCAAAAGGUGGUGCUUGUGGUGGUAGAUGGAACAGGUGUGUGGCCAAAGUGACUCUCUGUGGAAUUCUGUGUCUCAUGGCGACAAUGGAGACGUGCCUGGCAGCCAGACAAGAAGCUGUGUCCAAUUGCACAUUUCCCCAGCGAUGGGAAGGAUCAUGGUUUCAAUCUGGAUUACAGCCAAUUUAUAUUAAGGGCUCCAUAUUGAGCUUUAGGGGCAAGUGUGUUGCAUCAGAUGGUGACAAAUUUUUAAUGGUGGACGAUAAGGGAUGCCAUCGCUGUGUUGUGAUCUACGAAAAGCACAAGAAUGUUCUACAGUACAAAGAAAGUGAGUGCGAAGAUUUGUACAUGGAUCAACCGAUACAGGAACCGCGUAGCGUAUUAAAAAGUGAUCGUAGGGGGGGAGCUCAUCCCAACACGAACGGGCACUCAAGAUUAUCAUCAUCGGAUCACUAUUUAUUGCGAUCCCAUGACGAUAUUGAUAAUUGUCCCCCAGGCUAUUGCAGAGGUCGUGAGACCUUGCAGAAUCUCUGUGAGCAAAUUCCCGGCGAUGCCCUCCUCUUUAGUAUGUUCAAGGAGAACGCUGAGCCUGUCAAGUGUCCCCUUAAAGGACCUUUUACAUUCACCUACAAUCGAGGCCAUGGCGAAUGCAAAAGCCCGGUUUCCAACAUCGAAAGCUGCACUGAGGACAGUCGCCUCUUGCUGAGCUUUCAGGCUUGCCCGGAUGUGGCGGGUACAGAGAGCACAGUGGAGGAAUUAACUUGUUUGGCUACGUGGAAAGAUGGUAAUUCGAGGUAUUUGGUCGGAUUAGUAUCCCACCACCAUGCUACGUCCAACGAGGAGAGAUAUCGGUGCUUUGUGUACGAGAAAACUCCCACGGGAAUGGGGCUGUCGUCGAAGGAUGCAGCUUACAAAUUGGCUCAGUCUGGAGAUGCCACAUGCAAUGGUCUCGACAGUGCUGAGGUGGGUUCUCGAAUAAUGACGCUGAGAAAGGCACCACCAGCAGAACGAUGUGAUUUUCCAGCAUGGUUCAAAGGACCUAAGCAUUGGCACGCACUUCAGGGAAAUGUUGGUUACACAUUUCAUCAAAGUGAUGGAUCAAUGCACAUUACACGGCAGAGUGGAGCAAUGGAGACUCGGGCUCUAUGUGAGCAAAUUAACAAACAAACCCCAACGGAAAUGAUGGCUGUGGUGCACUACACAACAGGCUGCCAAUCGGGAUUUAUGUGCAUGAUGUUCUAUCGACGAGACACUCACGUUGCCGAGAUACAAAUGGGUUCUGCGGCAUCUAGAGUGGAGGAUGCUUGUGCUCCAGAUCACUUUGACAUCAACAAAUUGCCCUACAUCACACUUUUAGCCAUCAAUCCCGAAUCGGAGAUAUGUCCUCUGGAGGGUUUGUACCCCAUCCGGGGAGCCAUUGGACCACCCUACGUUGCGUCACGUCAUAAAAGGAAUCACAGCAACAACAACAACAAAGGACACAUCCACGGAGGACAUCACCAUGAGAUCAAUUCUCAUCGAAGACACGGAUCUCUGAGCUUCCGCAAUUCUGAAGAAAUUAAUGAUGGUGGAUCAUGGCAUCGUCAAACUCGCGGAAUCGCCACAAGGGAACGGCGUAGUGUUCAACCUGUGUCUGACACUGCAAUUGGACCAGGUCGUUCCCGAAGAGAUAUCCCAACGUGCGUGACCAACUACAAUUCGGUUCGUCGUCUGUUAAUUGGAUGCCGUCAGACAAAUAUCAUUGAAGUGCAUCCGACGUGCAGCGAAGACGGUGACGAGAUGUAUUCAUGUCAUGGGAAUUGGACGGACAACUCAACAGUUUUCAUCGUGGCAAGGCAUGUGGGUACAUCUCAUGGAGUCUGCAUCACGUAUAGGCCCGCAGAUGGUAACACGGCCCAACUCUACGUAGGUGAAUCCUGUUACAGAAGUGGCAUCAUUCCUGCAAUCGGAACGAGCCUAGACCAUCAUCUGGUGGCCAAUUUAACUGUUCACGACAAAUCUUCAUUGAUGGACUUGGAGGCCAAAUGCUCCGACACCAAUUCAUCGAGUUUACCAACAAAUCACUGGAUCCUAAUCUGGACCAUUGCGACUGUGUCAAUUCUAGCUGUUUACUCUCGAAGAUGACUCCAUCACAUUAAUCCUUAGAGACUCCUCCUGGACACGAAGGAGUCAGGCAAGUUCCCCUAAAUAUGUGUGGUGUAAAUAUUUUAUAUAAAAAAAGGAUAAUGAUCUACAGAGAUACUAUUAUUGAAUUAAUCAACCACUAUAUUUGAAUUUCGAGAGGAAUAAUGAUUUAAUUAAAUGGUAAAAAAAGCGAUAUGAUAUCGAGGUGAUACUAGAUUAUUUUUGCUAACUGUACAGAUCAUGUAAGAAAGAUUAAUGAAAAAGAAAUAAUAGAGAAAAAAAUUGAUUUUUUAAUAGUUACAACAAUAAAUUGAAGAAAUUUAACUAUUAAAUGGGUGUAUAAAAAAAAGAAACGAUGUGAAAUAUAACUAAAACAAAAAUAUUCUCUUUCACCUUUUACCUUUAAAUUUAUCAUUUAAUUAUUUUUCCAUCAUUUUCACGCGAUUUUAGUGCAAAAAAAGGACAAGGAAUUUCCAGCCAUUUUGCCAUAUUUUUUUCCACGCACGGUCGAGAGAAAAUUUUCUUGAAAGACAAUUUAAUGGAAAUGUGAUGUUUGUAAAUAAAAUAAAUUAGUGAGUUUGCGGAAUUUGAGAUUGAAAUGGAAAACAAGCCGUGAAUUUUUUUUUUGGCAAAAGAAGAUGAUGGAAAUAAAGUAGACAAAACAACUUGUUUAUGAAUUUUUAUGUAGAGCAAAAUAACUUUUUGCAAUUCUUAUUUUUUCAAAUAUAUUUUUUCUUUACUAUUCCGUUGAAAAAUAGCAAGAUAAACUCAGUCACUUGAAAGAGAAUUUGUAUACGGAAUAUCAUCAAUUAACACAAAUUUUUCUUUUUAAAUAUCUUUGAUUAAAAUUUUAUUUUCCUAUUUAUGAAAUAUAAAAAAAAAUGAAAAUUGUGGAUAGCCAACCACAAGAGAACAAACUGUCUAUUUAGAUAUUAAAAAAAAGAGAAGAAAUUAAAUAGAUAUGAUGGUGAAAGAAUAAAAUAUUAACCCAUACAGGAAUCUGUGAUUAAUAAGGUGUAAAGAGAAAAAUUUAAAAACUGACUUUAAAGACGAGAUUUAUUGAUUUUUAGAGAUUGAUAAAUAAAAAAACAAACGAAGAACAUUUUGAGUGGACAGAGGACGAUGUUUGGAUGAAAUUCUAAAAGAAAAAUCAUUUCGAUAAAAUUGUUGAAGAUAAAUUCAGGUAUUCACUGUGACUUUAUACUGAACUCCUUUCCAAUUGCAUUUAUUCUUCAACUGCUGAAUUAGUUUAUAUAAUUUAAUUCUCUAAGAAUUCUUAUUGAAAACUUUUAUUUCGAUGCAUUUCUUUCUAACUAACCAUUAAAAAAGUAUUCAGAAAUUCUUCAUUUUACUAAAAUUUUAUCUAAAAAAAUCCCAUUUGUUGAGUAAAGUUAGUUAUUGGAUUCUUGAGUAAGUUCUACUUUUAGGUAAUUUAGGCCACGCCCCCUGAAGGCAUUCAUCCGAAGUUGUAAUUUCAAACGCUGCCCAUUCCAAAUAUAAGACUCGCCCCAAAAACUGAAAAAAUUGUUCUUGAGAGAAAAUACUUCUCACAAUAACAUGCAUGGUCAUUAAAUAGGCAUGUCCUUAACUCUUUCCAAACUGUAACAUAUUCAUUGAGCAGAUUUCACAAUUAUUUGAUCAAAAAUAUCUUAGCUCAUAAAUUAAUUAGGUUCAUGCAAAAAUAUCCUAGACUUAGGCAUCUUUAUAGUUUGAUACACUAAGUCCCGGCAUUAUGCACUUCGGAAUUAUGCACCUGACGGAAUUAUGCACAUACAAUUAUGCAAAUUUGCCUACCAUUGGGAGUCAAUUUGUGAAAUCAUUUUUGAAAUACGCCUGAAUGUAUACUAUUUUGUGACACGGGAAAUUUGAAAACAGUAUGCUUCUUUUUCAGAAUAAAACUUUAAUUUCUUUUAUUAAGGUAAUUUUUUUUAAAUAUUCUGACCAUUUAAUGAAGAACUCUGGCCAAAAAAUACUAUUUGUUAAAGUAUUUCUAUUAAAUAGUUGAAUCUUUUUUGUUUGGACUACUUUUACUCCGGGCGAAAUUCGUUCCACAGCCGAUUUAUUCAAAAGAAAGUCCCUGCGGAUAUGCAAAUUUUCUCGAUGCGUAAUGCCAUUUCGUAUGUUUUUUUCGAUUUCGAAAAUGUGCUUAUUCCCGGGACUAAGUGUAUCAUCUGCGAGAAUCGAACUUUAAUCGAUUUCAAAUAAAUUUAAAAAUUGUUUUUCCCAGAACAUCUUUAAAUUUCUUUGGAGACCCAGUCACAAAAGAUGCUGUAGAGUUAUUCAAUUGUCUCUUUUGCAGAGUAUUAUUUCUCUACUUGUAUACUAAAAGUUGUGAACGAAAGUUCAACCCUUAAGAUCUCUACACAUUGGGACAGGGGCCUCUCGACAUUUCAUUUUUCCAUACGUUUUUGUAUAGAGGCACUGAAGACUAUUUGCAAGUUUUUUCCUAAAGAGAAUUGACUCAUCAGUCUGAUAUAUUUCGAAAUCGUGCAUUAAAAGCUAUCUAAAAAUACAUAUUUCAUUAUGUUCGCCAAAAUUAUACAAGAACUACGAGCAAAUUUGUUUAAGUCGCCGUGCAAUAGCUGCAAAUUUUUUAUAAGGAAAACUGAAAAUAGCUUCACUUUUUAUUAGGCUUAAUUGGCCCCUGUUGUAGCUCUGAGAGCUUUAUUUCUUACUAUAAAUAACUUUCUAAACUGGUUUCGAUGUUAUAAGCUAAAGAAAUUUACAUGAAAAAAAGAAACCACACCCCAUACUAAAGCAGUGACAGUUUGAAUGGGUGUAUAAGUGGUAAAUAUUCUCUUAAGCUUGCCACAUUGAAUAAUUUUUCUGGAUAAUGAACUAAAAAUUGCGAGCGUAAGUUCAAAUAGAUGUGGUUUAUAAGUAGGCGUGGCCUAUUUUUCUAUCCAUGAAACUUUGGGGCAUGGCAAAUUCAAAUGAAAAUGAGGAAAUGGAUUCAUCAGUAUGAUACAAUAUCCCAAUGUUUAUGAAUUCCAAAAUCCGAAUUAGUUGAACAUUGCUCUUGAAGGGGGAGUAGUCUAAAACUAUUUGUGGUUAACUAUAAACAAGGUGGGAGUUCGGUUUUUUUGUUUUGUUCUUCAAUUUAUCCUAGUUUCGAGUCGGGAUCUUUUUCAUGGCAUAAAAAAAUCUGAGAGAACAAUUAUCAAGCAAUUUUUAGUAGCACUACUCUUCACUAAUUCCCCUUUCAACACUUCCCACUUUUAACACGAACUUCCACCAUGACUUGCCUUAAAUAUUUGCCCAUUGUUCUUCAAGGGGCGUGUCCUAAACCUAUUUAUAGGCGGAGCUUAAUCAGGAUUUACAAUAACGAUUACAUCUGAAACAUAGGAUUUUUGAAAGCAUUUCUGGUAAAGUGAAGCAAAUCUGAGCUUUAUUCUUAAAUUUUACUCAUCUACAAAAAAAUCACAGUGAAUUAUUUAAGCAUUUCAAAUGAAGAAUAAAUCUAAGUUAUACAGUAAAAUAGAUUAAAACAAAAUUAAUGUAUAUAAAUGUUCUCUAUUGUCCAGUGCACAAUAACUUUAGUUUGUAAACAUGUUUUCAAAACUUCCUAUGAGAGUGAGGGAGAUCACUAGAUUUAGAUCUCUUGCAUUCUCACCGAAAUGUCAAAAACAAGUUUACAAAACAAAAGUUAUUCUGCGUUGGGCAUAUCUAUCAGCAAAAAUAAUUUCACACACUAAUGCCCAACGCACAAUAACUUUUGUUUAGUAAACAUGUUUUUGACAUUUCAAUGAGAGUGAGUGAGAGAUCCAGAUCUAGUCAUCUCCCUCACACUUAUAGAAAAUUUUGAAAACAUGUUUACAAACAAAAGUUAUUGUGCGUUGGGCAUAAAACUUAUUUUCAUUCUACUUUCAACGCAAAAUUCCUUCUUUUCACUAUUCUUUUCACCUUAAAAAAGAACUUUCAAUUUAAAGAAAAUUUCAUAAUAAGAACUAACUGAGGCAUCUAAAGCUGAGAAUUAAAUAGAAACUAAAGAUAAUUGUAACUAAAAUAGUAAUGUCGAAACCACAGACAUGUUCUUCACAAUUUAUGAAACAAAAGAAAAAAACUCAAAGAGGAAAACGCGAUAGAAAAUGAAGUCACAGACUCCAAUUUGUCUCACGAAAAAAAAAUGAGUGAGAAAUUCAUCAAGAAUUUUUGUAUUAAGUGUUAUCAAAUACGAUGUAAUUCAAUUUUUGUCUUGCCUUCGGAACAGAAACGAAUAUAGUGAGAGAUGGGGAGAGAGAAAGAAAUAUUAAAUUAUACCUUAUAAUACAUAUAAAAAAAAAUAUACUAUGAGAAUGGGAAAUGUGAAAAGUUGUAUAAAAAAAAGAAGAUAAAAUUAAAUCUACCAGAGUAUUUAAAUUUUUUUACCAAUUUUUUCCACAAUGAAAUGAAGAAAAUGGACACACAAAGAAAACACACCACAAAUUUUAAUCCAAUUUAUUAAAUACAUAGACCUCGAUAGAAGUUGAAAAAAAAAGUGGAUCAUGAUGAAAAUGUAAAUAGAAAUUACAGAUUAGAUGGAAGAGAAUCAACUCUUAUUUAUUCCUCCUGUAAUUUACAAUACAAAUUUUCAUUUAGCAAUUUUCUUUUGACUAUUUUCAAGGUUUAAGUGAUGUGAAUGAAAUGUGUAAAUAUCAUCAAUUAUAUUGAAAAUGCAACAAGUGUAUAAAAAAAUAACUGAAUAAUUGAGAGAAAGAAAAUGUGUAAACUAAAAUUGAAAAA